GAAUGACUUCGGUUAGGUCGGUAACUAGUAGUUCUGGAAGUCCAGUGGAGGUACCUAAGAAAAUCAACGACUCCUCAUCUGUGCAGAAAUUUUUACAAGAAACGGUAAAAGCAAAACAAAAUCAAAAUGGCAAACUCAGCAGAAACCAUCAAAUUCCCAGAUAAUUUCUUGCUUGGAACUGGAUCUAGUGCUUAUCAAGUCGAAGGAGCGUGGAAUAAGGAUGGUAAAACCCCAAAUAUUUGGGAUGAGUUUUUCCACAGUGGAAAACAUGAUAAACAUGAUUACUACAUUCCCAAACACACCAUAUCAAACGUCGAGAAAACUAUUGAAAAUGGUGUUCACACAAUUGUACAAAAAAUCCAUGACAAGAACCAAGAAGUCAAGCAUAAGUUAGUCAGAGUUGAAAAUAUUUUCAAAGGAUUUUUCCAUUACGACAAAAAACAUAGCGAAGCUAUGUGUAAUGCGCCUAAGUGUGAAACAAAAUACUGCAAUGAAGAUGGUGGCGAAAUUGCUUGUGAUUCGUACAAUAAAACAGAUACAGAUGUCCAACUUUUGAAGGAACUUGGUGUUCAAGUAUAUAGAUUUUCAUUGAGUUGGUCAAGAAUUUUGCCUAAAGGAGAUGAUGCAGAACCCAAUCAGGCUGGAAUUAACUACUACAAAAAUCUUAUACAAAAAUUACUGGAUAACAACAUCCAACCAUUGGUGACCAUUUAUCAUUGGGACUUGCCUCAAGCUCUUCAAGAUAUCGGCGGAUGGGCAAACACUAAUAUUAUUAGAUAUUUUACAAACUAUUGUAAAUUCGUGUUUGAAACGUUUGGUGAUAAAGUAAAAUUAUGGUCCACAAUCAAUGAGCCUAGAUUAAUAGCCGAAGGUUAUGCUACUUCCCAAGCAGCUCCAGCCUUAGGAGAAAAAUUCAGCGGUAUAGCUGAUUACAUGGUCGUUCAUAACUUAAUUCUCGCACAUGCUUAUGCGUAUAGGAUGUACUGUGAUCAGUUCAAAGAAAAACAAAAUGGUAUAAUCAGCUGGUGUGUGGAUACUAUUUGGUUUUUCCCGGUAAACGCCGACGAUGAGGAACACAAGAAAGCAGCCGAUCUUGCCUUCCAAUCAUUUGUUGGCAUAUUUAUUCAGCCUCUGGUGACAGGCGAGUACCCGCAAAACGUUGUUGACUCCGUUAUCGAAACGAAUAAAAUGGAAAAUAAAAACAUAUGGCGAAUCUUGCAGUUCACAGAACAUGAAAAAAAAAUCGUCAAAGGCGCUUACGAUUAUAUUGCAUUCAAUUAUUACUUUUCACUGCAUGCGGCACCAAUGACUCCAGAAAAAUAUAAAGAAACUACAUCAUUGAAAUCUAAAGACUUGGGAGCUGAAUUAUUUGGAUUUUUAGAACCAAAAGUGCCAGAAGAUACAAAUCAAGGUUUCAGAAAUAUUGUCGAUUAUUUAGAUAAAACAAUGAAUCAUCCAAAAAUCUUUAUAUGUGAAAAUGGGUUUAGUGAAACUGAAAGCAUGGACCAAUCCUUAGAAAAAAAAUUAUAUCAUCAUGGUAUUUUAUGCGAAGUUGAUAAAGCGAUAAAAAGAAAUAUCGACAUUAUUGGAUAUUGUGUUUGGUCAUUUUUGGAUUCAUUAGAAUGGGCCCAGGGAUACAGCUCUAAAUACGGCAUCUAUGGUGUAGAUUUCAAGGACCCAUCAAGACCUCGUUAUAAGAAAGAGAAGAUUUUCACCUUUUUCGAAAGAUUGUUCAAAACAAAAACAUUGCCGCCUCCAGAAAUUGAAUAAUAUUUAAAUUAUUUUUACCCUUCUUAUUGUUCUUUUAUCCUUUUAUUAUACUCUUAUAUUUUUUAAAUACUUAAACUUGCGGGUAUUAUAGACAUAAAGAGUCUAUUUUUAUUAUAAAUCAUUUGGGUUGUAUUUGAAUUAUAAACAAAAACUAUUUUAUUAUAAUAUUUACUUUUUUAA
Messenger RNA from Adelges cooleyi (spruce gall adelgid), 1950 nucleotides. Its product is annotated as myrosinase 1-like. Gene Ontology annotation, molecular function: beta-glucosidase activity. Bases 127 to 1770 code for a protein of 547 amino acids. The record is from RefSeq and is a predicted model, not a curated record. NCBI's taxonomy places the organism in Eukaryota, Metazoa, Arthropoda, Insecta, Hemiptera, Adelgidae. The transcript has 13 exons. Gene Ontology annotation, biological process: carbohydrate metabolic process.